AUGCAAAUUCUUUCGUUGACGUUACAUAAAUUGGCGGCUUACUGGACGGUUCAAGGAUGUGUAAGUGUGGUGGAAACCGUCUUGUAUGUUCCGUCAGUGUUACCAUUCUAUUCUGUGAUUCGUUUUGGGCUAUCGUUGUGGCUUGUUUUUCCAUUGGUUUCCGGAACAACCGUUUCCAAGACCUGGGAUAUAGAGGAUGAAUGGAAACAAUUUUGUCGCUCAGGAGCAGGAAUGGUGUUCACUCGCUUUUUGCUGCCCUUGGUAAGUCAUGAUCCGCUCAAUGGCGAAUCCCCAGUUGACAUCAUAAUGCAAUACUUGCGGAAAGCAUUGUCUCUUGUUGAAAGUCCUGAUAACCAGCAAUGGUUCAAGCGAGUGGUAGGUUCAUACGCAGCUAGCUCUGCUGAACCGGAAGCCAAAGAAGUGCCCAAGACUGACGAUGACGACGAUUAUGACGUAGUUGACAAGCCUCUGCCGGCAGAGGUUGAUGGAGUUACUCAGAGAAAGCCCGAGAAGAAGGGUUGGCUUUGGUGA
Meyerozyma guilliermondii ATCC 6260 is the source of this 531-nucleotide messenger RNA. RefSeq lists its product as uncharacterized. Bases 1 to 531 code for a protein of 176 amino acids. The record is from RefSeq and is a predicted model, not a curated record. The transcript has a single exon. Lineage: Eukaryota; Fungi; Ascomycota; Pichiomycetes; Serinales; Debaryomycetaceae.